UUCAACACAAAUGGGCACACAUUCGAAAAUACAUGUAGAGUGACAGAUUUAAUACAUGAUAAUAAUGCUUUGUGGAACUUCCAAUAUGUUUCAUACAAGUAUGCUUGAAAAUGAAGUGUAAGCGAAAAACGAUUCCAAACGUGUGGAUUCUGUGUCUUGUUUACGGACUGUUCAAGAGCACGUGCGUGCUAGGUGCGUGUGCCCCGAAUGACGUCAAGAAUGACCUCAUUAAAUGCCUAGCGUAUCAGAAGAUUGGGACAUACUAUCAGUUCCCGAUUGUGGAGAGCACAAACUAUUACAAGGGCUUCUGCGGCAAUUCCACGUGUAUGACGUAUUGCAUGAAGUCCGUGGCCAGCGCGUGUUCCAGCCAAGAGUUCAUGGUCGUCAAUGGCGACGGCUCGAAUCUUGUAGGGGCUUACUUGGGGCUGUGCAACGAGACUGAGACAGCUGUUGGCGAGUUCAUCUCGUGCAGUAACACCGUCUCCAAUCAAGCCGCGCUGGACGUCAUCAGUCCGUUUGAGAACAAGCUGCAGGCGUCAUACCUCGCUAGUACGGAGAACACAACGGAGAUAUGCGAAGAUUGGAAUGCGAUGAUGGUCAAUUUGACAACACUGAUUACGACGGCUUGCUCAGGCAACGCGCUGGAAUUAUGGAAAACAUUUCUAAACACCGUCUCGUACAACUGUGAUAACACGAAGACACCGUCUUGGUACGCGACAUCGGCCUCAUUUGACGUCUCCAUUUGCGUGAUUUCCGGUGCCGUGACGUCAGCGCAUUUUGCGUUGUUAUUGACAAUGUUUUUGCCAAUGGUGAUAGUAUUAUGCCUUUUUUUUGGAUGGGACUUGUGAAUGAGAGAAGCGCGACAUGAAAAUAACGUUAUCAAUGAUUUGCAACUUAAUUAUGAAAAAGAACUACCUCCUGUGAAUACUAUCUCACAGCAGAUUAGUCCUCUCGUAGUUGGUUUACUCGGUUUAUAUACUUAUUCGUAAUGCAUAGCACAGUGCACAUAUAUCUAUAAUAUCUCUAUGAUAUGUGUGAGUUACUCGCAGGCUGUUCUGGUUUUAUGUUGGUAGCAAAAGCCAUUUUCACUUUGCUUCUGAUGGUGGAAAGGGUUAAACAAAUGAAAUGAUGCUGAUUGUUUGUAGAAAACUGCGUUCGCCAUGGUAUAAUGUGAUAUCAUGAAUGUUUGCAAUAUCGUUAGCAUGUCAAUCAUGUACAUUGAAUUUUGUAUUUGUGUCACAAACUCGUGUAUGUCUAAGUGCAGACAUAUUGUGAAAACAUACAAUAUCAUCCCACGUACAUACCUUACUCUGCUACUAUCGGUUAACGUGUGUGUUUACAUUUUUUUGUAUUGCCUUCGUUUGGUUAUUUAUUAAUUAUUAAACAAUAUGAAUUA
This is a messenger RNA of Dreissena polymorpha, 1396 nucleotides long. RefSeq lists its product as uncharacterized. The transcript has 5 exons. Lineage: Eukaryota; Metazoa; Mollusca; Bivalvia; Myida; Dreissenidae. Bases 111 to 848 code for a protein of 245 amino acids. The record is from RefSeq and is a predicted model, not a curated record.